Molecule: messenger RNA, 537 nt
Organism: Adineta steineri
Lineage: Eukaryota; Metazoa; Rotifera; Eurotatoria; Adinetida; Adinetidae
Source: the annotation of a GenBank genome assembly
AUGGUGAUACCUGUUGGAUUAUUUCAUGAUGAACCUCACAUAUUAUUCUUGCACUUGAACGUAGCUAUUAAUCUUCACCAACAUUUACAUCGUUAUAAUGACGUAGUAACUGUUUUAAAUAGUGAAAAUGCUCUCUUCAAUCGACUCGCUAUGCCUAAUCAGUCAUUUGUGAUCGUUGCUCUACUACCAGAGCAAGUUUUAGAUCGAACCCAUAGCUUCAAUCAAAUCAACUUUGAACCAUAUGCAACUGUCGAUUAUAUUUAUCUACUAUAUAAAAAGCACCCAAUAUACGUCACAAUUAAGCGAGAUCGUUUUCAACAAUUAAAAGGUUGGCAUUCGAUCACUGAUGAUACGUUGGACAAAAUCAUAUGGAUCGUUUCAAAAACAUUAGAUCGUAACGUAAACUAUUGUAACGAACGUGCUUAUCAGAGCGCUCGAGAUGGUAAUAACGGUUUAGCUGCAAUCUAUGAACAGCAGCGGCUCGAGCGAAAUCGGCUUCGAAUAGAUGCUAUGCAGCAAUUACUAGACUUUAUAUAA